AUGGACAAAGUUUAUUCCGGAAUCCCUGCAUAUGCAGGAGUUAACAUCACAGAAUUGAGUCCUGGCAGCGUGGUGGUGCAGCAUGACAUCAUCCUGCAGGCCAAGUUCAGCCCGGAAUACAAGGAAGAGUUUAAGAAGUUCACCCAAGAGAUAGAGAAAAAAAUUAUGAAUGUAACUCAGCAGCAAAUAAUGAGGAAUAAUACCUGCACAACCCAGCUGUGCUUCAAUACAACUGCCACAGAGGUGAAAAACGUUUCGAUAACCCAAUACAACCCUGAAGAGGUCUGCCGGGAAAGGGCUGGGAAAGACUUGGCUAAAUACUUCUUUGUGGAGUACAAGGACCUGCAACCAAACUGCAUCAACCGCUGCAUGCCUGGUUUCAAAGCCUCCAUGGACUGCCACUUCGGGACAUGCAAGCUGGAGCGCAGUGGCCCGAAGUGCUACUGCCUGAACACAAACACUGACUGGUACAGUGGGGAAACCUGUGAGGUUAGCACCAAGAAGAGCCUGGUGUACGGGCUCGUGGGGGCAGCGGGCGCAGUGGUGCUGGUGGCCCUCGUCAUCCUCCUGGUGUUCGUGUUCCGCUCCAAGAGAGAAGUGAAAAGACAAAAGGCCAAAGUGACUGAGUUGUACAACUGGCAUGAGGAGGAUGGUGGACCAGCCCCUGGGACCUUCCAAAACAUUGGCUUUGACAUCUAUGAAGAACCAAAUAACUCCAUCAACCUGGAUUCCAUCUACAGUAACUUCCAGCCCUCCCUGGACCACAUAGACUCUAAAACAAAGAUAAAAAUUCGGAGGCCUGAGGUGAUGAUGGAAUCAUUUUAA
Messenger RNA from Myotis myotis, 825 nucleotides. It is a transcript of the gene MUC17, whose product is annotated as mucin 17, cell surface associated. The transcript has 8 exons. Lineage: Eukaryota; Metazoa; Chordata; Mammalia; Chiroptera; Vespertilionidae. The record is from RefSeq and is a predicted model, not a curated record. The coding region runs from base 1 to 825 and encodes 274 amino acids.